This is a messenger RNA of Vicia villosa (hairy vetch), 1280 nucleotides long. Its product is annotated as GATA transcription factor 5-like. The record is from RefSeq and is a predicted model, not a curated record. Gene Ontology annotation, cellular component: nucleus. The transcript is spliced from 2 exons. Gene Ontology annotation, biological process: positive regulation of DNA-templated transcription. NCBI's taxonomy places the organism in Eukaryota, Viridiplantae, Streptophyta, Magnoliopsida, Fabales, Fabaceae. Gene Ontology annotation, molecular function: sequence-specific DNA binding; zinc ion binding. The coding region runs from base 81 to 1073 and encodes 330 amino acids.
GAAUCCAAAACCAUGACAUUCUCUUAUUUACAUUAAGGGUAAAGAAACAAGCACAUUGUGUUGUAGUAAUCCCUCAUUCAAUGCUUCACCAAACUCACCUUUCACUUUCACUCUUCAAUUCUCUCACUACUUCCUCCUCCUCUCUACCUUCUCUUCAUCCCUCUCAAGCUGAAACAAAAAUGGAGUGUGUGAAUGCAGAAACUGCUUUCUCGGAUUGUCAUGUCCAAAACAUAGCUCCUGUUGAUGAUUUCUCUGUCGAUGAUUUCCUCAACUUUUCCAACGAAGAAGAACAAGAACAAGAACAAGACAUUCUAGAAGAAAAACAACAACCUCAACAAGAACAAAACAUUCUAGAAGAAAAACAACAACAAAACCAUUUCCAUCAACAAAAUACCCAAAAUGAAAAUGAAAUUUCACACCCCAUAAUUACCAACCAGUUUGAAUCAUUACCUACAACCGAACUCACCGUUCCGGUAGAAGAAGCUGCAAACUUAGAAUGGUUAUCAUAUUUCGUUGAAGAUUCCUUCUCACAAUUCUCCAUGACAGAGAAUCAUCACCAUCUUCAACCAAAAGCUCCUGAACCAAACCCCACCUUUUCAACCCCCUCUUUCAAAACUCCGGUACCGGGGAAAGCAAGAAGCAAGAGAACAAGAACCGGAGUUCGUGUAUGGCCAGUUUCACUAGUUGAUUCAUCUUCAACCUCAAGCUCCACUGCUAUUUCUUCCUCUUCAUCCCACCUCGAGGAAUGUUCGAAGCCGCCGGAGAAAAAACCGAAGAGGAGGAUGGGUUCGCUGGACGGCGGCGAAGCGAGAGGUGUGCUGCGGCGGUGUAGUCAUUGUGGUGUUCAGAGAACUCCUCAGUGGCGAACCGGACCGGCUGGACCGAAAACGCUUUGUAAUGCUUGUGGGGUUCGGUAUAAGUCGGGUCGGUUGUUACCGGAGUAUAGACCCGCUUGUAGCCCCACUUUUUCGAGUGCAAUGCAUUCUAAUCAUCACCGGAAGGUUCUGGAGAUGCGGCGGAAGAAGGAGGUUGUUCCCGGUUCACCGGUUCAACCGGCUGCUCCCGGUUUAUGAUUAUUUUUAUUUAUUUUAUUCUCUUUUUUCUUUUAGUUAGAAAAAUAAACUAGGUUGCAGAACAAGUUAAAUUAAUUAGCCUUUUUUAGUAACUAUUAGGUGUUACAUUAUGUAGCUUAUUACAAUUUAGGUGACUUUGGUAUUUUGAAGAAUUAGAAAUUUUUAAUUUUCUUUUUUAUAGACAAAAUUUAAAAUUUUAUUUUGUCA